Molecule: messenger RNA, 1777 nt
Organism: Parus major (Great Tit)
Lineage: Eukaryota; Metazoa; Chordata; Aves; Passeriformes; Paridae
Gene: ARL6IP1
Product: ADP ribosylation factor like GTPase 6 interacting protein 1
Exons: 6
Coding region: 207-830 (207 amino acids)
Source: RefSeq, a predicted model, not a curated record
UGGCGUCGGAGUUCUCUUUGGAAUGAAGUGCAGCACGUAGAUGAGAGUGAAACCUGUUCUGUUACCUCUGCACAGCAGACGUGCAUGUCUUCAUGACUUCACCUCUUGCUGCUCGGGCAGCAGUCGGUUCUGUUCACGGAUUACCUGAGUUUUGUGGUCUCUGAGAUGCCAUCUCCCACUGAGGGGAGAUUGUUAAGCUCUGUUAAAUGUGGAACACCUCAGAUGAACUGCUUAACAAGCUGAUGGCAGCACAGGCUUCUGAAACUGCAAGCUUGGAGGAGCAGUUGCAAGGAUGGGGAGAAGUGAUUUUGAUUACAGAUAAAGUUCUUCGCUGGGAGCGAGCCUGGUUUCCUCUGGCACUGAUGAGUGUUGUUUCCUUUUCUUUCCUGAUGAUCUACUAUUUGGACCCAUCAGUUCUCUCAGGCGUCUCCUGUUUCGUUAUGUUCCUCUGUUUGGCUGAUUACCUGGUUCCUGCUCUUGCUCCUCGAAUCUUUGGCUCUAAUAAGUGGACCACAGAACAGCAGCAAAGAUUUCAUGAGAUUUGCAGCAAUUUGGUGAAGUCUCGCCGCCGGAUUGUUGGCUGGUGGAAGCGCCUCUUCACUCUGAAGGAAGAAAAGCCUAAAAUGUACUUCAUGACCAUGCUCUUUGCUCUUGCUGUGAUUGCCUGGAUUGGACAGCAAGUUCACAAUCUCUUUCUGACCUAUCUAAUUGUGAGCUUCUUGUUACUGUUUCCUGGACUAAACCAACAUGGGAUCAUCACAAAGUACAUUGGAAUGGCAAAAAGAGAGAUCAACAAACUUCUCAAGCACAAGGAAAAGAAAAAUGAAUGAAGACUAAACUGCUGUUGAUUCUAGCAAAAGGUUUCUUGGGAACAGUUUUGAGAAUUAAUGUAUAAUUAAGACAAUAGAAGUUGUAUUGCUCACUGACUUUUUUUUUUUAAUUGGCUCCCUGAUGAAGUGAAAAAGUCACUCCAGCAACUGCUCUGGGUUUGUCUCUUGCUGUGCUGUGUAGGGUUCUGCAGCCUGGAGCUGAUCCUGUCUGAGAGAUCCUUUCCUUUGAUGUAUGAAGCUUGUUAUGUGUCUUCAUCAAACUAAGAUACCCUGUGCAUAACCACCCCAACAGAGAGCUGUAAUGCCUGAUAGGAUUUCUGUUACUCUAUUAGUUUUGCUGAUCAUUAAUUGUGGCUGCAGCAAGUGUGAGAGGCAGUUCUGAAUGCUGAUGCUUCUUGGAGGCUUGUUACUACUGAUCCUUGUGGCAGGAGGACAAUUAGCUGAGUGAGAAUGGCCGUGGCUGAGGGCCCCCAUCUAAAAUGGGGGCAGAAAGUGGUUCCAUUGUCUCACUAAAUCUGCUUUUGGCCGUGUGUACCUGAGAGUGUGUUGAGUAGGGGUCUGGAAUAUAUCAAUUUGUUGUUCAGUUAUUUAGCUGUAGUGUAAACUCAUUGCACUGAGACUGUAGAAAAUGAGUGAAGGUGUGUGUAACCUUAACAGCUGAUUGUUCUGGAAACUGCUGUUGUCAUGGAGCCUUGUAGCACGUUUGGUUUAAUGAAUGUUUGUCUGUACACAAAAUCACUCUGAAUAUGCUGAGUUUGACUCUGUAAAUAAGCCUGAAUUGUUUGUGCUUUUUCUAUGAUCUCUCCCUCCUUUUUUAAAACUGAACUUUUUUUCUUUAAAAAGCUAAAACCUGUGUUAAUGUUUUAAAAGUUUACUGUUUUAAAAUGAACUCUCUUCAGUGUCUAUUGUAACUGUUGAAUAGGUAAAUACAGACUAAAGAGAAACUA